Messenger RNA from Tripterygium wilfordii, 576 nucleotides. Its product is annotated as MLP-like protein 31. NCBI's taxonomy places the organism in Eukaryota, Viridiplantae, Streptophyta, Magnoliopsida, Celastrales, Celastraceae. Bases 88 to 549 code for a protein of 153 amino acids. The record is from RefSeq and is a predicted model, not a curated record. The transcript has 2 exons. Gene Ontology annotation, biological process: defense response.
UCAAGAACAAGAUGGUCUCUUGCAUAUAGCUUUUCAAGGUUACAAGUUAGAAGCUGCUUGGCAAUCACAAAUUAAGAUUGUCCAAAAAUGUCAGUUCAUGGUAAGAUGGAGGUAGAACUAGAAGUCAAGGUUUCUGCAGCCCAGUUUCAUGAAGUUGUCAGCUUCAGACCACACCAUAUCUCCAACAUGACACCUGAUCACCUACAAGGUGUUGAUCUUCAUGAAGGCGAGUGGGGAAAGCAAGGCAAAGUCAUCUCCUUCAACUACGUCCACGAUGGGGUUCCAAAGGUUGCAAAGGAUAGAUUGGAAGUGAUAGAUGACGUGAACUACUUAUCAUCUUAUAGAGUGAUUGACGGAGAUCCGUUGAAGGAGUACAAGGACUUGUUGGUAACGGUUCAAGCUACUCCAAAAGGUGACGGAAGCUUGGUGAAGUGGACUUUUGAGUAUGAGAAGCUGAACCCGGAUGUUCCAGAUCCACAAUCCUUGCUUGACUAUGUAGUUACCGUCUCCAAAGGCAUUGAUGAUCACCAUACCACCACUGCUAAUUAGCCUAGCUAAAUCAAAGCGCGCAUUACA